Phyllostomus hastatus (greater spear-nosed bat) is the source of this 7292-nucleotide messenger RNA. RefSeq names its product plexin B1 (gene PLXNB1). The record is from RefSeq and is a predicted model, not a curated record. The transcript has 38 exons. Gene Ontology annotation, cellular component: semaphorin receptor complex. Gene Ontology annotation, molecular function: protein binding; semaphorin receptor activity. Bases 214 to 6687 code for a protein of 2157 amino acids. Lineage: Eukaryota; Metazoa; Chordata; Mammalia; Chiroptera; Phyllostomidae. Gene Ontology annotation, biological process: regulation of GTPase activity; regulation of cell shape; positive regulation of axonogenesis.
AGUUUAGACUUGCCCAAGGCUUCCCAGCUUGGGGUGGGUCCAGGUACGGGCCAGGGGGAAAAAGAAGGAAACGCGCCCUCGCUCGUGCAUUUUUGCAGUCGACCGCGCCGACCUUCAACAGUGGGGCUAGGGGUGGUGUCACCUCCACUUGCUGGUGGCUCCUGCACAGGUCAUGCCGUUGUCUCCUGACCCAGCUGGCCCUGCCAGGUGACCAUGCCCGGCCUCGGCCCCGGCCUUCUCCAGGUGCUCUGGGCUGGGUGGGUCCUCGCCCUCCACGCCCCUCCACCGGCUGCUUUCACUCCCAACGGCACACAUCUGCAGCACCUGGCACGGGACCCCACCUCCGGCACCAUCUACCUAGGGGCCACCAACUCCCUGUUCCAGCUGAGCCCGGAGCUGCAGCUGGAGGCCGCGGUGCCCACCGGCCCCGUGCUAGACAGCAGGGACUGCCUGCCGCCCGUGGUGCGGGAUGAGUGCCCCCAGGCCCAGCCCACCGACAACCCGAACCAGCUGCUCCUGGUGAGCCCGGGGGCCCUGGUGGUGUGCGGGAGCGUGCACCAGGGGGUCUGCGAGCAGCGGGCCCUCGGGCAGCUCGGGCAGCUGCUGCUAAGGCCAGAGCGGCCUGGGGACACCCAGUAUGUGGCCGCCAACGACCCUGAGGUCAGCACCGUGGGACUGGUGGCGCAGGGCUUGGCCGGGGAGCCCCUGCUGUUCGUGGGCCGGGGGUACACCAGCAGGGGCGUGGGGGGCGGCAUCCCUCCCAUCACAACCCGGGCCUUGCGGCCGCCGGACCCCCAGGCUGUCUUCUCCUACGAGGAGACGGCGAAGCUGGCCGUGGGCCGCCUCUCUGAGUACAGCCACCACUUUGUGAGCGCCUUCGCGCGUGGGGACAGCGCCUACUUCCUGUUCCUGCGGCGGGACCUGCAGGCCCAGUCCCGAGCCUUCCGCGCCUACGUGUCCCGCGUGUGCCUCCGGGACCAGCACUACUACUCCUACGUGGAGCUGCCCCUGGCCUGCCAGGGCGGCCGCUACGGGCGGAUCCAGGCCGCGGCCGUGGCCACGUCCAGGGAGGUGGCCCGGGGGGAGGUGCUCUUCGUAGCCUUCUCCUCGGCCGCUUCGCCCUCGGUGGGCCGGCCGCCGCCGGCGGCCGCGGGGGUGUCGGGGGCCUCUGCCCUCUGUGCCUUCCGCCUGGACGAGGUGGACCGCCUCGCCAACCUCACGCGAGACGCCUGCUACACGCGGGAGGGCCGCGGCGAGGACGGGGCCGAGGUGGCCUACAUCGAGUACGACGUCAACUCGGACUGCGCGCAGCUGCCCGUGGACACCCUGGACGCCUACCCCUGCGGCUCAGACCACACGCCCAGCCCCAUGGCCAGCCGUGUCCCCCUGGAAGCCACGCCAGUUCUGGAGUGGCCAGGGGUUCAGCUAACAGCGGUGGCAGUCACCAUGGAGGAUGGACACACUGUUGCUUUCCUGGGUGACAGUCAAGGGCGGCUGCACAGGGUGUACUUGGGCCCGGGAAGUGAUGGCCACCCAUACUCCACGCAGAGCAUCCAGCAGGGGUCUGCGGUGAGCAGAGACCUCAUCUUUGACGGGGCCUUCGAGCACCUGUACGUCAUGACCCAGAGCACACUUCUCAAGGUUCCCGUGGCCGCCUGUGCACAGCACCUGGACUGCGAGUCGUGUCUGGCCCACAGGGACCCCUACUGUGGGUGGUGUGUGCUCCUCGGCAGGUGCAGUCGCCGUUCUGAGUGCUCGCGGGGCCAGGUCCCAGAGAGGUGGCUGUGGAGCUUCCAGCCUGAGCUGGGCUGCCUGCAGGUGGCAGCCGUGAAUCCAGCCAACAUCAGCCGAGAGGAGAGGAGGGAGGUCUUCCUGUCCAUACCUGACCUGCCGCCCCUACGGCCGGGGGAGUCCUACUCCUGCCACUUCGGGGAACACCAGAGCCCUGCCCUGUCGACCAGUUCUGGUGUGACGUGCCCCUCCCCAGACCCUAGCGGGGCCCCGGCGCUGCCAAGAGGAGCCGACCACGUGUCCGUGAGCGUGGAGCUCAGGUUUGGCGCGGUCGUGAUCGCCAGAUCUUCUCUCUCCUUCUACGACUGUGUGGCCGUCACCGACCUCCACCCGUCUGCACAGUGCCAGGCCUGCGUGAGCAGCCGCUGGGGGUGUCACUGGUGCGUCUGGCAGCACCUGUGCACGCACAAGGCCUCGUGCGACGCCGGGCCCAUGGUGGCCAGCCGGCAGAGCCUGCUUCUGCCCUCAGCCCCUCCCGCGAUAGGUGCACCCACCCCCUCCCCACCUGCCGCCCCCGAAGCCACCACGGUCACCCCGACUCCUGACACCCUUCCCGCGGAGCCUGAGGCUCCCUCCUCAGCCACAGCUUCAGACGCCCCGCCUGAGGCCAGUCCUUCCCUGCCCUGGGCAGGUCCCAGCCCCACAAUGGCCUCACCUGCCUCGGCCUCCACAGAGUCUCCCCUCCACGAGGAGCCCCCCCCUCCCAGCUCCCCGGACAGACCUGGAACCGCUGUCCCCGCUGUCACCGACCUCGAACCCGUGGCCACGCCCGAGGACCUCUCGGCCUCCCACCCGUCGCCCUCAGACGCAGUGGCGCUGCCCUCUGCCCCCGCAGACCCCGGCCCCGGGGCCUCCCCCACUGCGGUGCCCCAGGACCAGCCCCCCAGCACGGCUCCCGCCACCGCUCUCCCAGGGGCCGCCGGCUCCGCGAAGCCCGCUCCGGACUGGCUCACGAAAGAAGGCGGCGAGCUGCCCGAGGCGGACGAGUGGACGGGGGGUGACGCACCCGCCUUCUCCACUUCCACCCUCCUCUCAGGUGAUGGAGACUCGGCCGAGCACGAGGGCCCGCCGGCCCCCCUCAUCCUCCUGUCCGGCCUCGACUACCAGUACGACACCCCCGGGCUCUGGGAGCUGGACGAGGUGCGCGGGGGGCCCAGCUCCUGCCCUUGUGUGGAGAGCGUUCAGGGCUCCACGCUGAUGCCGGUGCACGUGCAGCGACACCUGCGGCUGCUGGGCAGGAACCUGCGCCUCUUCCAGGACAGCCCCGGAGACCAUGAGUGUGUGAUGGAGCUGGAGGGCCGCCAGGUGGCGGUGGCAGCCCAGGUCGAGUGUGAGCCUCCUCCAGACACGCGGUGCCGUGUCACGUGCCAGCAGCUGCAGCUCAGCUACGACACUCCGCAGCCGGAGCUCCACGUGGGGCUGUUCCUGCGCCGGGCCGGCCGCCUGCGUGUGGACAGCGCCGAGGGGCUGCACGUGGUGCUCUACGACUGCUCCGUGGGCCACGGGGACUGCAGCCACUGCCAAACCGCCAUGCCCCAGUACGGCUGCGUGUGGUGCGAGGGCGAGCAUGCGCGCUGCGUGGCCCGGGAAGCCUGUGGUGGCGCCGAGGCUGUGGCCUCCCAGUGCCCGGCCCCCCUCAUCCACUCGGUGGAGCCGCUGACCGGGCCGGUGGACGGAGGCACCCGCGUCACCAUCAGGGGCUCCAACCUGGGCCAGCACGUGCAGGACGUGCAGGACACGGUCCGGGUGGCCGGAGUGCCCUGCGUGGUGGACGCUCAGGAGUACGAGGUCUCCAGCAGCCUUGUGUGCGUCACUGAGGCCAGCGGGAGGGAGGUGGCAGGCGCUGUGACCGUGGAGGUGCCAGGACGCGGACGUGGCGUCUCGGAGCACGACUUCGCCUACCAGGACCCAAAGGUGCAUUCCGUCUUCCCCUUGCGAGGUCCCAGAGCCGGGGGCACGCGCCUCACCCUGCACGGCUCCAAGCUCCUGACCGGGCGGCUGGAGGACAUCCGAGUGGUAGUUGGAGACCAGCCUUGUCACCUACUGCCGGGGCAGCAGGCAGAGCAGCUGCAGUGUGCGACCAGCCCCCACCCCGCGCCUGCCACGCUCCCCGUGGCUGUGUGGUUUGGGGCCACCGAGCGGAGGCUUCAGCACAGCCAGUUCGAGUACACACCGGACCCCAACGUCACCUCUGUCGGCCCCACCAGGAGCUUCCUCAGUGGGGGACGUGAGAUCCGGGUCCGUGGCCAGAAUUUGGACGUGGUGCAGACACCAAGGAUCCGGGUGACCGUGGCACCAAGAGCGCUGCAGCCGGGCCAGGGGCCUGGGCAGAGGCGCCACGUGAUCCCGGAGACCGCGUGCGCCCCCGGAGCCUCCUGUGGCGAUCAUCACUUUGAGGAGCUCUGCCACGUGAACUCCUCCCGGCUCAUCACCUGCCGCACGCCCGCCCUCCCGGGCCUGCCCGAGGACGCCCGGGUCCAGGUGGAGUUUAUCCUCGACAGCCUGGUCUUCGACUUCGCCACGCUGAACCCUACGCCCUUCUCCUAUGAGGCUGACCCCACUCUGCAGCCCCUCAACCCCGAGGACCCCACCACGCCGUUCCGGCACAAGCCCGGGAGUGUGCUCUCUGUGGAGGGGGAGAAUCUGGACCUUGCAAUGUCCAAGGAGGAGGUCGUGGCCAUGAUAGGGACCGGCCCCUGCGUGGUGAAGACGCUGACCCGGCACCACCUGUACUGCGAGCCCCCCACGGAGCAGCCCCUGCCCCUCCGGGAUGCACCUGAGGCGCUGCCCGAGUUCACGGUCAGUGGGCCGGGCCUGGGCGGGGCCAGGCGUCGGGCAUGCGCGGAAGCCUCGCUCAGGGCAGCGUCCUCGUGCAGGUGGGUGCCUCCGGGUGAGGCCGGGCUGGGAGCGACAGACGAGGCCAGGGGCCGGCACGCUUCCUGUAAAGGUCCAGAGAGGUUUUGCACGCCCAGGCGGUCGCUGCUGCCACUGCCCGGCUCUUCCAUUGGAGCGCAAAGGCGGCGGAGGAAGAGCAAGCAGGCCCUGAGGGACUACAAGAAGGUCCAGAUCCAGCUGGAGAACCUGGAGAGCAGCGUGCGGGACCGCUGCAAGAAGGAGUUCACCGACCUUAUGACCGAGAUGACGGAUCUCACCAGCGACCUUCUGGGCAGCGGCAUCCCCUUCCUCGACUAUAAGGUGUACGCCGAGCGGGUCUUCUUCCCGGGGCACCAGGAGUCGCCCUUGCACCGGGACCUGGGCGUGCCCGAGAGCAGGCGGCCCACCGUGGAACAAGGCCUGGGGCAGCUCUCCAACCUGCUCAACAGCAAGCUCUUCCUCACCAAGUUCAUCCACACCCUGGAGAGCCAGCGCACCUUCUCGGCGCGGGACCGCGCCUACGUGGCGUCUCUGCUCACCGUGGCGCUGCACGGGAAGCUCGAGUACUUCACCGACAUCCUCCGCACGCUGCUCAGUGACCUGGUGGCCCAGUACGUGGCCAAGAACCCCAAGCUGAUGCUGCGCAGGACGGAGACCGUGGUGGAGAAGCUGCUCUCCAACUGGAUGUCCAUCUGCCUCUACACUUUCGUCAGGGACGCGGUCGGGGAGCCUCUGUACAUGCUCUUCCGCGGGAUUAAGCAUCAAGUGGACAAGGGGCCGGUCGACAGCGUGACCGGUAAAGCCAAGUACACCCUGAAUGACAACCGCCUUCUCAGAGAGGACGUGGAGUACCGCCCCCUGACCUUGAAUGCACUGUUGGCCGUGGGGCCGGCGGCGGGCGAGGCCCAGGGCGUGCCUGUGAAGGUGCUGGACUGUGACACCAUCUCCCAGGCCAAGGAGAAGAUGCUGGACCAGCUUUAUAAAGGGGUGCCUCUCGCCCAGCGGCCAGACCCCCGCACCUUAGAUGUCGAGUGGCGGUCUGGGGUGGCCGGACACCUCAUUCUCUCGGACGAGGACGUGACUUCUGAGGUCCAGGGUCUGUGGCGGCGGCUGAACACCCUGCAGCAUUACAAGGUCCCAGAUGGAGCAACGGUGGCCCUGGUGCCCUGCCUCACGAAGCACGUUCUUCGGGAAAACCAGGAUUAUGUCCCCGGAGAGAGGACCCCGAUGCUGGAGGACGUGGACGAGGGCGGCGUCCGGCCCUGGCACCUGGUGAAGCCGAGUGAGGAGCCGGAGCCGCCCCGGCCGAGGAGGGGCAGCCUUCGGGGCGGGGAGCGCGAGCGAGCCAAGGCCAUCCCGGAGAUCUACCUGACCCGCCUGCUGUCCAUGAAGGGCACCCUGCAGAAGUUCGUGGACGACCUGUUCCAGGUGAUCCUCAGCACCAGCCGCCCCGUGCCACUCGCCAUCAAGUACUUCUUUGACCUGCUGGACGAGCAGGCCCAGCAGCACGGCAUCUCCGACCAGGACACAGUCCACAUCUGGAAGACCAACAGCCUGCCACUGAGGUUCUGGGUCAACAUAAUCAAAAACCCGCAGUUCGUGUUCGACGUGCAGACGUCCGACAACAUGGACGCGGUGCUCCUGGUCAUCGCGCAGACCUUCAUGGACGCCUGCACUCUGGCCGACCACAAGCUGGGCCGGGACUCCCCGAUCAACAAACUGCUGUAUGCGCGGGACAUCCCCCGUUACAAACGGAUGGUGGAAAGGUACUACGCAGACAUCCGACAGACCAUCCCGGCCAGCGACCAAGAGAUGAACUCCAUCCUGGCCGAGCUGUCCCGGAACUACUCUGGGGACCUGGGGGCGCGCGUGGCCCUGCAUGAACUCUACAAGUACAUCAACAAAUACUAUGACCAGAUCAUCACCGCCCUGGAGGAGGACGGCGCCGCCCAGAGGAUGCAGCUGGGCUACCGGCUGCAGCAGAUGGCCGCGGCCGUGGAGAACAAGGUCACGGACCUGUAGGGGCCCGGCGAGCCCUGCCGUCGCCUCGGCCCUGCCGGAACCUCGAGGGAGAAACCACCUUCUUAGAUGCCUGUAGUGCCUGAUGAGCCGAAUUAGUGGGAGGUGGCCCCUGUCUCCUGGUGGCGCUGGCCUGGGCCCUGCUGGACUCACCUCGCGGGCCUGGGGCCCUGCGGCCGAUGGGGUGGUGGCCUGCCUGCUCCCCGAGCCCAGCGACCCCGUGAGCUGUGGGCUGCGUGACCUCAGUCGGCGGGGGGUCGGGUAUGAAGGCCCCCCAACCCCUGGGCAGAUUGGACUGUUCCUGAACACUGCCCUUAACUCCACCGGGGUUCAGAGAGGAAGGAGGGGGGCAUGGGCUGUCCGGCCCUCCCCGCCAUCAGCUCUGACCUCAGCAUAGCCGCCCCCGGCCUUUGCUGCUGCCACCACCCCGGGUCCGAGCGAUGAACGCCUUUCCUAGGCCGCUGCGAACUGAGCCCUCAGAAGGGCUGACCGCCUUGGGGCCACCCUGCCUCGGACGCAGCCAGUGGCAAGGGGUGCCUGUUUGGGGGGGGCCUUGGGGAGAACGGUGGCCACACUGACCCAGCUCUUCAUUAAAGGGUAACACACUG